Messenger RNA from Sarcophilus harrisii (Tasmanian devil), 5252 nucleotides. RefSeq names its product estrogen receptor 2 (gene ESR2). Gene Ontology annotation, molecular function: nuclear estrogen receptor activity; zinc ion binding; sequence-specific DNA binding. Gene Ontology annotation, cellular component: nucleus. Gene Ontology annotation, biological process: cellular response to estradiol stimulus; estrogen receptor signaling pathway; regulation of DNA-templated transcription. NCBI's taxonomy places the organism in Eukaryota, Metazoa, Chordata, Mammalia, Dasyuromorphia, Dasyuridae. The record is from RefSeq and is a predicted model, not a curated record. The transcript has 9 exons. The coding region runs from base 478 to 2151 and encodes 557 amino acids.
UCAUUUUUCUCAGGCUUUCUUGACUUUUAUUAUUUCUUUUUUAACCACUUGAUGCUUGAGAAAGAGGAAGCUGUCAUUGCUGAAAACGAGUUGAUUUUUGAAACUUGUUCUAGUAAGAAGGAGGAGUAUGGAACUCCGCUUUCCUCCCCUGGAAGACAGGCAGCGAAGGAGUCCUUUGUAGGUGUAAUAGACUUGGACUGAUGACUUGGCAUCGUGUUGCCCAGUAAAAGCUGCCACUGACUAGCUUGUGCUUGCGGGGAUUGGACGUUUCCUACAGUCGUGGUAGCUGGGAAAGAGUCCUCCUAAGACUGAGAGCCAGCUUUGGGAAGAUUGGGAUUCCUAGAGCAUCGAGCAUUUUUGCAAGAUAAGCAUGUGCAUGCUUAGCUUGGCUAGAUUGUUCUGAAGAAACUGGCUGUUUCUCCGAGCUGCUGAAAUACCUGCUGAUAAGUGUUUGAAGAAGAGAUAUUUGGCUUCAUAAUGUCUCUUUGUGCAUCUUCUCACAAGGAGUUUUCUCAGCUGCUCCCCACUCAAGAUAUUGGAUAUAACAAAGCUGAGAUCAAAAGCUCACCAUCUGGCCUUAGUUCUCCUGCUCCCUACAACUGCAGCCAAGCUGUUCUGCCCCUGGAACACAGUUCCCUUUAUAUUCCUUCAUCUUAUGUUGAAGGCUGCCAUGAGUAUUCAGCGAUGGCCUUCUAUAGUCCCACUGUGAUGAACUACAGCAUUCCCAGCAAUGCCAGUGACUCAGAAGGUGGAGCUGUCAGACAGCCAGCCAGCCCCAAUAUAUUGUGGCCAACUCCUGGACACCUCUCUCCUUUAACACUACACUGCCAGUCAUCACUCUUAUAUGCUGAACCCCAAAAAGGCCCCUGGUGUGAGGCAAGAUCAGUGGAACAUGUGUUGCCUGUGAACAGAGACACAAUGAAAAGAAAAGUUAAUGGGAACAGUUGUAACAGCCCCAUUAUCAAUAGCCCAGGCUCAAAGAGGGAUGCCCACUUCUGUGCUGUCUGCAAUGAUUAUGCUUCUGGUUACCAUUAUGGUGUGUGGUCGUGUGAAGGAUGUAAGGCAUUCUUUAAAAGGAGUAUUCAAGGACAUAAUGAUUAUAUCUGUCCAGCUACAAAUCAAUGCACAAUUGAUAAGAAUCGACGCAAAAGUUGCCAAGCCUGUAGACUUCGGAAAUGUUAUGAAGUUGGAAUGAUGAAAUGUGGUUCCCGGAGAGAACGUUGUGGGUAUCGAGUUAUCCGAAGGCAGAGAAAUUCAGAUGAGCAAGUGAAUUGUCUUAGCAAAGCAAAGAAAAACAGUGAAAAUGUAACCCGAGUGAAAGAGCUGCUGAUGAAUGCCUUGAGUCCUGAGCAGUUUGUGCUAUCUCUCUUGGAAGCAGAGCCACCCAAUGUAUUUGUGAGUCGCCCCAACAAACCAUUUACUGAAGCCUCCAUGAUGAUGUCAUUGACCAAGCUUGCAGACAAGGAGCUGGUUCACAUGAUUGGAUGGGCCAAGAAAAUUCCUGGAUUUGUGGAGCUCAGCCUGUAUGACCAAGUGAGGCUUUUAGAGAGUUGCUGGAUGGAAGUGUUAAUGGUGGGGCUGAUGUGGCGAUCAAUUGAUCAUCCUGGAAAACUCAUCUUUGCACCAGACCUUGUUCUGGACAGAGAUGAGGGCAAAUGUGUCGAAGGGAUUUUGGAAAUCUUUGACAUGCUCCUGGCAACGACUUCAAGGUUCCGAGAACUGAAACUCCAACACAAGGAGUAUCUCUGUGUCAAGGCUAUGAUUCUCCUGAAUUCCAGUAUGUUUCCUUUAGCAGCAGCAACUGAAGAACCAGAGAGCAGCAGGAAGUUACAUCACCUACUUAAUGCUGUGACUGAUGCAUUGGUGUGGGUUAUUGCAAAGAGUGGAAUCUCCUCUCAGCAGCAGUCAAUACGCCUGGCUAAUCUUUUGAUGCUUCUUUCUCAUGUUAGGCAUGCAAGUAACAAAGGUAUGGAACACUUACUCAGCAUGAAAUGCAAAAAUGUGGUCCCUGUCUACGACCUGCUCUUGGAGAUGCUGAAUGCCCACACGUUGAGGGGAUAUAAAAAGUCAUCUGUCACUGUGUCAGAGUGUGAUCCUGCAGAGCAGAGUGAGAGCAAGGAGGAAGGCCUCCGGGACCUGCAGUCUGAAUGAUGUCAUCUUAUCCAAGAGCUGGGCUGAAAACACAGAGGUGACUGAGAUUUGAGCCAAAGUAGAGUCUUUUCUUGGUUGCCAGGUGUCUUGUGACGUUCAUGGGAAAUGAAGCUCUGAACGUGUAGACGCGUUCAUCAUCUAUCUGUUCUUUGGUAGACAACUCAGUCCUCAGCUAGGUGACACUGAUGAUCUAUUAAGGAGCACAACCAUGAUUUUUAGGGGCUGGGAUAAGAAAACCAUUGACUCCAUGUUGCUAAAGAAUAAACUGGAAUGCUGGGUUUAUAUCUUUUGGGCUCUUGCAGGAUCUCAGAUCUAGCAACUCCCUGCCCCGUCUUACUCUGUCCCCCUUUAAAACUAUGUACAUAAUUUUGUGAUGAGUGAUGAGAAAAGUAGCUGGGGAGUAGAUAGAAUGAGAAUAUCCCAGAGUUGGAAGGGACCUCAGAGACCUAGUAUAAAACCCUUACCUGAAGUACUGUGAUAUAGGAAGAAAGAGUUCUAUAUUAGCAACCCAAGAAUGACAAUUGGAAUUUGACAUCCUUUUGUUCUUCUGAGCCUCAGACAUCAUGUCUAUAAAAUGAAAGUGGAGUAGAUAAGCUCUGAAGUCCCUUCUAGCUCUAAAUAAGUUAUCCUUUCUUAUAACUCCCUGGGCAAGUCACAAUGUUUGCCUUAUUUUCCUCAUCUGUAAAAAGAGCUGGAGAAGGCAAUACCCCCAGUAUCUUUGCCAAGAAGACCCCAGAAAGGUCAUGAAGAAUCGAAAACGCCUGAAAAGAUUUAACGACAACCAGUGAAUGACAUCCUUAACACAGUGGUCCCCUAAGUCACCAACCAGCCUUUAAUGCUCUGGCAAAACAGUCUGAGCUUGAAGCUCUCUGUGUGACAGUACUGAGCACAGAUGUUUCUGGAUGUCUCUGGGACUGCAGGGAGGACCAGAAAUUAUAUUCUCCCCCAGCUCCUUUUGUGGCUGCACUGACUUAGGCAUUGGAUAGAAUGGAUGCAUGUCUCCAGUGCCUCAGUAAUGAAGCCAAAGCCUCCCCCAUGCUUUGUGAUCACCUGCAAAUUACAGCUAGGUGAAUCUGUUCUGACCGUGUUUUUAUUCUUUGAUUUUUGGUAGCAAUGUGAAUUUUGACUACUGAAAAAACAUUGUUCAUCCUGAUGUGAAUAUAAUUUACUUUAGUAAACAUAAGACUAUGUAGCCCAUUUGAACUGUUUUUAUUUUCCUCUCUCUUUUGUAAAUAAGUUUGAUAGGCAGUGUUAAAUUUUAGGUCAGGGCUUUAAGGUGGACGUGAAAAGAAAUUGUAGGCAGUAGAACAGGGAGUUAGGAGCAGUGAUGUUUCUUGAAACUCUUUGAGGGGCACAAUGUGAACCAUGUAAAAGGGUGAGCUGACUUUCUCCAACACUUGGGUCUUUCUCUUGUGCUCUUAACCCCUUACGUCUCCUUGAGUUUCCUGUGGGAGACAGGAGCAGCCUAGUUAUAAGGUGCCAAUGUGGGACAUGAAAUUGUGUCGAGGAGUUAAACAACAAAUAAAUAUGGUUUUGUCAUGGGACUGCUGAAGAACUGAUAAAUUCAGUUGAUGGUUCAAGUUGUGAUAAAGAUUUUUACCAGAUUUCCAAGUGUUUCCUCUUCCCAGAAGGAAGGAAAGAGUGAAAUAUUUUAAGGAAAAAACAACCACCUCACCCUACCUCCUCUCCCUCAAUUCUUAAACUUAAAAUUCUACUGGGGGAUCCUAGGUGUGAAGGUCUGAUUGCUUUUAGCUUUAUAUGCUUACCGUGAUGAAUUCUAAUAACAAAUGCAUAGUAUGCUGCAGAAACUCUUAUUCUGAGGAAUAGUUGCCAAUCUUAUGCACACUUCUUCACCACAAAUCUUUUAACAACUGAAGAUCUGAUAAUCUUGAAGGCACAAUUGGUUGCAGCAUAAAAGAAUUGUUCAUUUUAAGGAAGUUUGUGUGUGUGUGUGUUUUAAUUGGAGUGUCUCUAAUUCAGUUGUUUGCUUACCCUAGAAUUUAAUUAUCGACAGGUAAUGGAAUAAUAGGGUUGGAAAAUGAAACAAAUUUAUUAGUGCCCCCUAAAUGUAAUUUUACUACAUAACUAAGGGAAAACAGUCCUGAAAUUGCUAUAUAAUUCCAUUUACAAAUACCCAAAAAAGCAUAUUUUCUAAGAAUACAAUGAACUUAUAAUUUGAAGUCUAUCUUUACUUUGCAGAGUUACUACUUUGGAUAGUUACAUCAUCAUAUUUGAUGAAUUUGGCAAUAGCAUAUUUUGAAAGUGUUUACAAGCAAUGUAUCUAUGAUGUGGGAUUCAAUAUAUUUAUUGCUUUUGAGGGGGAAAAAAAAAGGCUAACCAAUUUUCCUUAGGCUAGCUUAUGUUGGGUGCCAUACAUUGAUACCUAGAACACCCUGGGCUUUAGGUAGGUGGACUUAUGCCAGGGAACUUUUGUAAAGAGAGUAUUAAUUCUUAAAAUCAUUUUACUUAGUACUUGGAAUUGAAAACUGAAACAGAAUCAGAAAAUAGUCAUGUAUACUCAGAGGAAUCUCAGUUGAAUUGUAAAGCCAAGUGUGUUUGUAUUCUGAAGAGAUUUAAAAGUGUUUUAUAUGAGUCAGUCCUUUAUGAUCUUACUAGGAUCUCAUUUAGUGCAGAGAUGAGUAUAAUUUUGGAGAACCAGAGGAUCAUUUCCAAGCUCUCCAAAAGGGUAGUUCUAUACUUGAUGUGGUGUCUCCCUCUACUGGAGUUAAUAUCUAGUGCUACAUAUGGGGAAAACUCUAAUAAAGCCACCAAAACUUGAUGGAAUAAAUUUGCCACUCUUAGAGCCUAGAUAUUUGUUUUUUUUGGAGCUCUAAAAAAGAUAAAGUUUUUUUUUUUUUGAAAAAUUAAGUUUUUAUAAGGUUUAUGAUUUUUAUAUAUGAAUUGAAUAUAGGUUGAUUGGGUGAACAGGCAUAAAUGAAUUUCAUUCUCAGAGGACUGUGGCCUAGGGCCAGAUCAUAGAAUCAUAGAACUAGAGCUCCAAAAGACUUAAAGUCAUCUACUCCAACUAGAUAAAGAAAUUAAACUUGAUUACUAAGGAUAUCCUAACUUUCAUAAAUGAGAAAACUGAGAUAAAAAUUGCU